AUCCUGCCAGGGAGCAUCUGCCCCUAUCUCUCUCCACUGUGGAGCAUCCUUGAGGAAGCCUGGCAGAGCACAGCUACUCCCCUGGACACGCCUACAUCCUCUGGACAACUGGGCCUCACUCAGCCACAGGUGGAAAGCUGACCCAUGUCCCCCCCGGUGUGAUGAGGCUGAGCGGCUGGUUGCUGGCGUGCUGGCUGGCCCAGGCGGGCGUGCUGGGCGUGCGGGGCGAGCAGCUGAAACAGGCCCAGGCCCCGCUGCUGCCCCACCGGCCCUUCGUGGUGGUGUGGAACGCCCCCACCGAGUCCUGCCGCCUGCGCUUCAAGGUGGACCUGGACCUGAGCGUCUUCGACAUCGUGGCCAACCACAACGAGACUCUGAGCGGCCCCAACGUCACCAUCUUCUACCACAGCCACCUGGGCUACUACCCCUACUACACCAGCGCCGGCGUGCCCGUCAACGGCGGCCUGCCGCAGAACCAGAGCCUCAGCAAGCACCUGAGCAAGGCGCGCGCCGACAUCGACAAGCUCGUCCCCGUCAAGGACUUCCGCGGCCUGGGCGUCAUCGACUGGGAGAACUGGCGGCCGCAGUGGGUGCGCAACUGGGGCUCCAAGGACGUCUACCGCAACAAGUCCAAGGAGCUGAUCCGCCGCGUCCACCCCAGCUGGCCCCAGAGCAAGGUGGAGCACGAGGCCAAGGAGCUGUUUGAGCGCGCGGGCCAGGCCUUCAUGAACACCACGCUGCGCCUGGCCCAGAGCCGCCGGCCCCACGGCCUCUGGGGCUUCUACCUGUUCCCCGACUGCUACAACUACGGCUACAAGCAGCACCCGCAGCGCUACACGGGCGAGUGCCCCAACGUGGAGCACGUGCGCAACGACCACCUGAUGUGGCUGUGGAGGGGCAGCACGGCCCUCUUCCCCUCCGUCUACCUGGACUACGAGCUCAAGGCCUCCCCCAACACCGUCAAGUUCGUGCACUACCGCGUCAAGGAGGCCAUGAGGAUCGCUUCCAUCGCACGCAACGACUUCACCCUGCCCGUCUUCGUCUACUCCAGGCCCUUCUACGCCUACACGUUUGUUGUCCUCACUGAGAGUGACCUGGUCCACACCAUUGGAGAGAGUGCAGCUCUGGGAGCGUCAGGAGUGGUGCUGUGGGGCUCCUCAGAGUACGCCAGAUCUGAGAGAAACUGCCUGACAGUGAAGAAAUACAUUGAUGGUCCCCUCGGCCACUAUGUCAUUAACGUGACGUCUGCGGCCAAGUUGUGCAGCAAAGCUCUGUGCAAGAAGAACGGCAAGUGUGUGCGCAAGAGCCUGGACUCGGGGGCCCUCCUGCAGCUGAACCCGCGCUUCUUCCACAUCCAGCGCACCCCGGGGCCCCGCGGCCCGCGCUUCCACGUCCACGGCCACCUCAACCACCACGACAUCCUGGACAUGAAGCACAAGUUCACCUGCCAGUGCUACCAGGGCUGGACGGGCAUCUACUGCGAGAUGCCGCAGACCUCUGCCCUGCAGCCGGCGCCCGCAGACGGCCUCCUGAGCGAGCUGGCGUUGGUGCUGUCCAUGCACUUCUCCUGCCUGUCCAUCAUCAUGUUCCUCAGCCUCUGCCUGCUCAUCAAGUGCCUCAUGCUCUAGACCAGUAGCUGGACAGGACACUCCACAC
Molecule: messenger RNA, 1656 nt
Organism: Sardina pilchardus (European sardine)
Lineage: Eukaryota; Metazoa; Chordata; Actinopteri; Clupeiformes; Clupeidae
Gene: hyal6
Product: hyaluronoglucosaminidase 6
Exons: 4
Coding region: 162-1628 (488 amino acids)
Biological process (GO): hyaluronan catabolic process; carbohydrate metabolic process
Cellular component (GO): cytoplasmic vesicle
Molecular function (GO): hyalurononglucosaminidase activity
Source: RefSeq, a predicted model, not a curated record